This is a messenger RNA of Sporothrix brasiliensis 5110, 1998 nucleotides long. RefSeq names its product dihydroxy-acid dehydratase. The record is from RefSeq and is a predicted model, not a curated record. Gene Ontology annotation, molecular function: dihydroxy-acid dehydratase activity. Gene Ontology annotation, biological process: branched-chain amino acid biosynthetic process. NCBI's taxonomy places the organism in Eukaryota, Fungi, Ascomycota, Sordariomycetes, Ophiostomatales, Ophiostomataceae. The transcript has 2 exons. Gene Ontology annotation, cellular component: mitochondrion. Bases 1 to 1998 code for a protein of 665 amino acids.
AUGGCGGCCAACAACGGCAACGGCUCUUCAGCCGACAAGCUUGUCGACACACCUGCCGACUCGACGACCAGCCGCUUCCCCAAACCCGGCGAUUACACUCACUUCAAUGCCCUUGCUCCCGGUGGCGCCCUUAACCGCUGGUCUCAGAAUCUGACCCGUGGCCAUGACCACCCGGGCGCCCAGGCCAUGCUCUACGCCGCCGGCGUGCCAAACCGCGACAUGAUGAAGAAUGCACCGCAUGUUGGUAUCGCGACUGUCUGGUGGGAAGGCAACCCGUGCAACACCCACCUCCUCGAACUCGGCAAGAUCGUCAAAAAGGGUGUCGAGAAGCAGGGCAUGCUCGCCUGGCAGUACAAUACCGUCGGCGUGUCUGACGGCAUCACCAUGGGCGGCGAGGGAAUGCGUUUCUCUCUGCUGACCCGUGAGAUCAUUGCCGAUAGCAUUGAGACCGUCACUUCGGCCCAGCAUCACGACGCCAACGUCAGCAUCCCUGGCUGCGACAAGAACAUGCCAGGCGUCAUCAUCUCCGCAGCCCGCCAUAACCGCCCCUUCAUCAUGAUCUACGGCGGCACCAUCCUCAAGGGCCACUCGUCCUUGCUUGACAAAGAAAUCAACAUUAGCACCUGCUAUGAGGCUGCCGGCGCCUACAACUAUGACCGGCUGCACGCCGCCCCGGGCUGCAAGGUCAAGCAUCCGUCUGCCAACGGCAAAGACGUCUCGGUGGAUCCCACGCCCUCUGAUGUCCUCGAGGACAUUGAACGCCACGCCUGCCCUGGCGUCGGCGCCUGCGGUGGUAUGUAUACGGCCAAUACCAUGGCCACGGCCAUCGAGGCCAUGGGCCUGUGCCUGCCGGGCAGCUCAUCCUUCCCGGCCGUGUCACCCGAGAAGGCCCGCGAAUGCGAGAACGUCGCCGCCGCCAUCAAGGUCGUCAUGGAGCGUGACAUCCGCCCGCGCGACCUGCUGACCCGUGCCUCUUUUGAGAACGCCCUGUCCAUCACCAUGGCCCUCGGCGGCAGCACCAACGGCGUCCUGCACUUCCUGGCGAUGGCCAGUGCCGCCGACGUUGCUCUGACCAUUGACGACAUUGACCGCUCUUCCAACCGCGUGCCAUUCAUUGCUGAUCUUGCCCCCUCCGGAAAGUACUACAUGGAGGAUUUGUACAAGAUAGGCGGCACGCCCUCCGUUCUCAAACUUCUCAUUGCCGCUGGCAUCGUCGAUGGCUCCAUCCUCACCGUGACAGGCAAGACCUUGGCCGAGAACUGCGCCGCCUGGCCUUCGCUCGACCCAGGCCAGACUAUCAUUCGCCCGCUAUCCGACCCUAUCAAAUCCACCGGUCAUAUCCGCAUUUUGCGCGGCAACCUUGCUCCUGGUGGCGCUGUCGCCAAGAUCACUGGCAAGGAGGGUCUGCGCUUUACCGGCACAGCUCGCGUCUUUGACAAAGAGCACGAACUUAACACUGCACUAGCCCAGGGCCGCAUUCGCGCCGACAUGGGUAACCUGGUCCUCAUUGUCCGUUACGAGGGCCCCCGCGGCGGGCCCGGUAUGCCUGAGCAGCUCAGCGCCAGUGCCGCCAUCAUUGGUGCCGGACUAACCAAUGUUGCUCUCGUCACCGAUGGCCGCUACAGUGGCGCCUCCCACGGCUUCAUUGUUGGCCACGUCGUCCCCGAAGCCGCCACUGGUGGCCCUAUUGGCCUGGUCCGCAACGGCGACCUGGUGCGCAUUGAUGCCGUCAGGAACCGCAUCGAUGUCGUCGCCACCGUUGACGUCCGCGAGGAGCGCGGCUCGCUCGCCUCGGUCGGCAACACCGACGACAACAACGAGGAGGACGAAGACCCCGAGGCUGUCCUUAAGACCCUGCGCGCCCGCCGUGAUCAGUGGACACCCAAGCCACUAAUCCCUGCCCGUGGCGUGUUGGCCAAGUACGCCCGUUUGGUUGGCGAUGCGAGCCACGGUGCCGUCACCGACCUGGCUCCCAGCAACAGCCUCUCGGACUGGUAA